CUAUACGCACCUUUUCUUUGAAUCUCUUCAUCCUAAUGUUGAAAAACCUUAUGUGGUUGGAACAUUUUCCACCUCAAAAAUAUCCCAAUUCUUGAUAAACGUUUUCAAGAAUUGUUUUUUUCCACUUUUUUUCUUUCCUUCUACUACUUUGCCCCAAAGAAAAAUACCCAACUUCUUGAAAUUUCAACUAUAAGGGGGAAGAACCUGUGAAUUUACUUGUCAAUCUUCAGUUUUCUUGGACACCCAUUUCAGUUCUCCUCUUGUUUUCAUUUGGGUAUUUCUUGAAUUUUUGUUUCAAAUCUUGGUUGUUGUGGGGAAAAUGGUGGGGGCUUUGUCUGUUGUGGGUUCACCUAUGGUGGAUUCCCAUUCUAGCCCUUGUUUGUGUUUGGAUGCUCUGCCUACUUGCAAUUUGGGUAUUGGGGAUUCACUUGCUAGGAAGCAGAAGCAAUUGCCAAGAUUGGGAGCAAUGGAAUUGAGUACUUCUUUUGUAGAUUUGAGGUUUUCAGCAAAAUGUGUAGAGGGUAAUUACAAGAAUUUGAAGAAACAGACAAAGGGUAGGAAGAACCUUAGGAUUGUUAAUGAUUUAGGUGGGCAGUAUGAAGAAAACUUUAGUGACAUUAAAACGCAAAUUCUCAACUACUUCACAUAUAAAGCAGUGAGGACUAUUUUGAACCAGCUUAAUGAAAUGAACCCUCCACAAUAUCAUUGGUUCAAUGAUUAUGUUACAGCAAAUAAGCCUAGGGAUGGAAAGCAUUUCAUUCGUAACCUUGCAAAGGAGAAGCAAGAACUCGCUGAAAAGGUGAUGGCAACACGUCUCAGUCUGUAUGCGAAAUGGAUAAAAAAAUGCGAUCACAAGGAGAUAUACAACCAAAUAUCUGAUCAAAAUGUGGAAGUGAUGCGUGAGCGACUCAUGGAGACUGUGAUUUGGCCAUCGGAUGACACGAGCACCGGGAUGAAAUAACUUCAUUGGCCAUUGCAUGCUGUUGAUUUCCUUCACUUCCCUUCAUUUUUCUCUUUCAAAAUUCUGUUUCUAUUAGCUUUUCCACUGAAUAUUCCCAGUAAAGUUGAUGUUGCAUUCUUCUCAGAUCAUGGGGGUUCUUGAACUUAAAUUGUAUAUAAAAGGGACUUUUGUAUAUCAUAUUCAGUAUAUUAUUUUAGAGUUA
Solanum stenotomum is the source of this 1163-nucleotide messenger RNA. Its product is annotated as chaperonin-like RbcX protein 2, chloroplastic. Lineage: Eukaryota; Viridiplantae; Streptophyta; Magnoliopsida; Solanales; Solanaceae. Gene Ontology annotation, biological process: ribulose bisphosphate carboxylase complex assembly. The transcript is spliced from 5 exons. Gene Ontology annotation, molecular function: protein folding chaperone. The coding region runs from base 320 to 961 and encodes 213 amino acids. The record is from RefSeq and is a predicted model, not a curated record.